Penicillium mononematosum is the source of this 828-nucleotide messenger RNA. RefSeq lists its product as uncharacterized. The record is from RefSeq and is a predicted model, not a curated record. The transcript has a single exon. NCBI's taxonomy places the organism in Eukaryota, Fungi, Ascomycota, Eurotiomycetes, Eurotiales, Aspergillaceae. The coding region runs from base 1 to 828 and encodes 275 amino acids.
AUGGCUGAAGAGACUAGGUGGUGUGACACCUGCAGAAAGGACAGGCCUAAGGACUUGUUUCGGGCACCUGAAGAUGCAGGGAAGGAGUUCUGGAAAAUGUGCGAGCCUUGCCGCAUAAGGUACCGAAAUGUGAGUAUAUCACAUGCCCAGAUGGGCAAAGAACUCCACUUGCUUAUCAGGUCCGGACUAAAAAGCACACAGAGAUCUCGAGCUAGGAGGUCGCAAGGAGGUGGGGGACGAGCUCGGCCGUAUUAUCUCCCCGAACCAGCACCCCAAAGAAACAUCCGCAUCAGCAAUUCACAGGCAGGGAUUACCUCCGAAAGCACUAGUGCUACGCCGACAACCACCGCGCCCGAGCAACCCGAAUGUUUGUACGCAGAUUCUGGUCACCACAGUCGAGUCACAGUUACACCGCCCGUUGUCGAAACUUCCGCGCAAAGUACAACAACAACCACUGUCAUUACCAUUUCAACCAUCGCGUCCAAGAAUGUGACGGAAACUUCGAUCAAGGUAGAGGAAGACACAAAGACGGCUCGGCGCGGUAUCCAACAGGUUAAAGACGAAGACCUGGGGUCACUUUCAAGUGGCCCUAAAUCUGAGCAGCAAAGCGAAGCCAGUUCAGGUGCCAACCAGCGUCCCGAAUUCUUUGGCUGCCUGCAUUGCGAGAGACUUCGCCCAUGGCCAAUGGCGGGACUUCAUAUCUGUUUGUUGUGUAUUCGGGACUGGAAGUGGUGUGCGAAGGGGGCCCACAAUCAAGCCAAGGCAAGUUUCUUGUGGGACGACCGGGAACAUGAUGAGUGUUAUAUGUGUCAUUUCGCGGGCAUCUGA